Ceratina calcarata is the source of this 3897-nucleotide messenger RNA. Its product is annotated as elongation of very long chain fatty acids protein 1. NCBI's taxonomy places the organism in Eukaryota, Metazoa, Arthropoda, Insecta, Hymenoptera, Apidae. Gene Ontology annotation, molecular function: fatty acid elongase activity. The transcript has 8 exons. The record is from RefSeq and is a predicted model, not a curated record. Gene Ontology annotation, cellular component: endoplasmic reticulum membrane. The coding region runs from base 1872 to 2726 and encodes 284 amino acids. Gene Ontology annotation, biological process: sphingolipid biosynthetic process; fatty acid elongation, saturated fatty acid; fatty acid elongation, polyunsaturated fatty acid.
UUAAUUUAAUUGAUACAUCGUUAUAGCAACGUCACGAAGUAGCGACUAACUAAUCCUGAUUCAAGUGACAGCAUAUAGAGAAGCCCUAUGUACAUGUAUACAUCUAUGUAUAGAGUUGCAUCGUGCCACGUACAUGCAUACAUGUAAUACAUAUGUGUAUCUGGAGCACGAUGAUCUACAAUAACAGCUGCACGGUUUUUCAACAUAAAAUCAUGAACAUUUAAUCUUCAUAGAUUGAUUUCAUAAUUUUCCGAAAUUAUAUUUUCAUUGACGUACAGAUUGUUCAGUCAUGUUCUUUUAUAGAUAAUGAAUGAUGCUCAUUUAUACUUAAAAUGUGCUUUCCAUAAUACCCCUGAAAUUACUGUAUACAAUUUUUUGCUGGUAUUGGAAAUUAUGAUGAAUCUGCAUAAAUUGAAAUGUAUCGGAAAAUUCUUAUUACUGCAAGCUUGGGAAAGAUAUUACCAAUUUUGGAUUAAAUACCUAUUCGGGAAUUUUGUAUCCCCUUUCAUAUUAGUUAUCAUAGUUCUCUUUUAAUCCUUCACGUUUUAUUUCCUAUUGUUUAUAGCAUAAAUUCCCAAUAGCGAAUCUAGUUUUCAAUACAGGCUAUAUUAACAGAGAAAUCAGCUUCGUUUUCGAAACAACUUUCUACAUAUUGUCAGUAUAAGCUUUAACGACUUGUGUGCUCAAUAACGAGUAUGAAGUGUAUAAUUACUACGGCUUCGUCCAUUUUAAUCAAAAGUUGCAUAUGUAUGUCGCGUUAAUUGGUGCGUGGAAUCUGUAAUCCAAAUACAAAGGCACUCUUGUAACAAUUGAAUCACGGGAGUAUAACAGGCCCAUGAAUCUAGUAAUUAAUGUAACCAUUCUUUGUGUUUAAGGGUGGAUUAAAUCCAUUCAGUCAACCAAUUUUGUUUACUGACAAACUUUGAGUAUCGAACUGUUUUAUAAUAUCGACUGAAUGAUUAUUUUAUUUAUUAUGAUCCUUCUUAAAUUAUCGUUCGUUAUGACUGUAUAAGAAUUGUUCAAUAAAUUCAUGAGCCUUCAAUCUCUGUGUUUCAAGUGUAUUUCCGCCGCUGUUUCUGCAUUUGCAUUUCAUUAAUAGUAAACUGUGUUAAUGAAAUGCUUAAUAUUUAAUUACUGGUAUCGUCGCGUAGGCAAUGACAAACAAUGCGAAACGGCCGUAUGCAUAAUUAAUAAGAAAAACAUGGCUUACGCGUCGGUAAUAGUCGAGCGAAAUUUUCGAUCAUCGAUGAUCGUGAAAUUCGGCACUGCGAAAUGGAACGAUCAGAAUGAUCUAUAAAUUACAAAAUCGAACGAAACCCGCGUUAACAUAAUACGGGCGUUGAAAGCCUGCUAAACAUGUCACGCUCCGCCGUUCCGCGUUCUGUUGUUUUGUUUUCAACGGGUCGCAUCGAAUAACCCGGGCAAAUUAGUCGAACGCGAUAUAAAAAUGCCAGAACCUGCGAAAUUCGCAUGAAAUACAAAUUAUUUAUGCAAGUUACAAGUUAUUAGCAUUAAUCCGUGCAAUUUUAUUUUAGAUUGUGUUUACAUAACGUUCGCAAGUCUCACUUUAAUAAUCGUGCACCGGCCGCGAUUAUUGGUUCAAUAAAAGGUAUAAUGAUAAUGAUCGGGAAUGAUCCACGAUAAAUGUGGAAGCAACCUCGGGUUGUACUAGUCUUGAACGUGUUUCUUUAUCGUAUUAAAAUAGGGCGUCCGAGAAACCCUUUGCAGGGAACUGUGCUUGUGUGUUACGUUCCUGUCUCCGAGCCACUGCUAGGGGUGCUUGCCCUGCGAAUGAACUUAGACAGUAGGUUGCCGCUGCGAAAGACGGUGUUAACGUCGAUAGUCAUCAGACGAAUCGUUCAGUAACCCGAAUGUCAGUCGAUAUCUGUAAACUCGACGGCCAGGAUGGGAAGGGUCUCCCAAUUCACGUGCCACAGAACGUGGGAUUCUUGGAAACUUAUCGUUAUAUAAUGGAAGAUGCUGCAGAUCCCAGAGUAGCGAAUUGGUGGUUAAUGGGCAGUCCGUUCCCAUUGUUAGGAAUUAUAUCCCUUUACCUGUUUUUCGUCCUCCGUCUCGGACCGUUGUGCAUGAAGAAUCGAAAACCGUACAAUUUGAAUAAGAUCAUGAUCUGUUACAACAUUUUCAUGGCAACCACGAGCGGAAGUGUAUUUUACGGGUUGCUUACAUCCGGCUUCACCACAAGAUUGUCACUCGGAUGCGAGCCUCAUAUAAUUUCUAACGACCCAGAAUCUUAUCGUAUGGCACGUUGGAUGUGGAGGCUCCUGAUUUUGAAAAUCAUCGAACUAGGCGACACUAUCAUUUUCAUUUUGAGGAAAAAAUACAAUCAGGCCUCUUUCCUCCACAUUUAUCAUCACACGUCGACCGUUCUCCUCGCGUGGAUAGCAUGCAAAUUUGUUCCAGGCGGUAUGUGGACGUUCACGAUUAUGCCAAACUGCAUCGUGCACGUGAUUAUGUACACGUAUUAUCUGCUCGCCUGCUUGGGUCCAGAAGUGCAAAAGAGGAUCGCGCCUUGGAAACAAUACAUUACGGGGUUACAAAUGAUUCAGUUCAUCAUCAUGAUAUGUCACGCGCUUCAAUUUUUAUUACCUUCCUGCGAACCAAACCGGAAGCCAGUGGCCUACAUCUACGUGUCCCAGAUGUUCAUCAUGUUCUACCUGUUCUGCGAUUACUAUAAAAAAUCCUAUUCCAGAAAGAAGAUGGAGUAAAAUUCGCCUGAAUAAUAAAUGUACCGUGGCAAUAACAAUUUGUCUCCACCUAUUAUAUCGGCUUGUGUCGGCGUGAUCCACCUAAACGCAGGAAUUAUAAUCAUAGUUUAAUAACACACAUUCCGGCUAAUACUUCAAUAAUGAAUUCCAUCCGAACGGACCGACUAUACCUCGUACAUCGGCGCGCAACUUUUACAGCGAUUACGUUGCGACGUGGCAUACGUGUCAGACAGCUUUUAAUUACAUUACUGUAUCGAUCCGGUGUAAAUGAACCGGAGCGCGUAAAAUUUAUACGUAAAUACCGUAGGCAACGAUUAUCUGAUUUGAAUAAUCGCAUCUCUGUGCCGACAGGUAACUCCGGUUCGGAGGAACGCGAGCGCGAACGCGCCGUGUAAAAGCUGCUUUAAAAAUCGUAGAUUCGAGCCAGCCACCGUGUCCCGUUACACCGAUCCGUUCCAACGUCCCCCCGGGGCCGCUUGUGUGCGCGCGUAGUGAUAAUUCCGCGGAAAAUCAGACUGGCACGAUCGCGUGGACGCGCCGCUUGAUAUAUCGCGCCGGCGAAACGCAUUAGAAAAACAUGCAUCGGGAAGCAAGAGAACGCGCCGCGCCGCGCCGUGAUAUAAGGGCGAAAUUCUCGUAUACGUGUACGAGUCAGUUCGCAUUUUGCUCGCGGAUAUGCUUUUAGCCGGAUUCUUUGUUUCCUUUUUAGCGCAUACCUUCCCCCUCGCUCCAUUUUAUCUUACUCCGUUAUGAUUGAAAUAUAUUAUGUGCAUGAAUUUUUGUUUCGCGUAAUAUCGACGUGUACAGCCGCUCCAGCGGCGUUGUACAUAGCUGCGAUAGCGAUUUUAUUGAAAUUCAACAGCCAGUAGGAAGACGCUAACAUCCGUUCGACGGUUAUGUCGUUCUUAGACACGCUUACUUCGUACUUCGUCUGUUUUUUAUCCUGACCGAGGGAAGCGUGUGCGCUUUUGCAAGUUAAUCCGCUUGAACGUGAACGAGAUAAAAAAACAACUAGGAAGUGGAAUAAGUAUAGUUACAGUACACUUAGGCUGCGCAACGUUUUACUACUAUUAGGAUGUAUGUAUAUUUUGCAUGUGUAUCGACAUAAUAAACUGAUAGGUUUUUGAUGAAAGUUGUAAUUGGAACAAUUUACGUGUGAGUCAAUAAAAAU